Molecule: messenger RNA, 629 nt
Organism: Polyodon spathula (Mississippi paddlefish)
Lineage: Eukaryota; Metazoa; Chordata; Actinopteri; Acipenseriformes; Polyodontidae
Product: coiled-coil domain-containing protein 148-like
Exons: 4
Coding region: 292-603 (103 amino acids)
Source: RefSeq, a predicted model, not a curated record
AGUGCCAACGCAGGUCGGGAAAGAGAUCUAACACCAACAAUCGUUCGAGCUCUGUCACACACCAUGAGAGCUCUUGGGACUGGUACCGUUUUACAGUAGAGCAGCAGAAAUCUCUUAUACAGGGCUGGAUCUGAGAUAAAAAGGACCUACAGUUAGGCAGUAGCAACCCUUGAUGAGGCAUGUAUGGCUUAUGAAGAAGAGAUUGCACUGCAGAAUGACAGAAGGUGGCAACAAUAAAUCUGCGCUGAACUGAAAGACAAGCUUGAACAAUAGUGUGCACAACAAAAAGGAAUGGCAAGGCUAGAAGUAGCUAUGGCAGACAGGAAGCAAGCAGAAGAGGAACAACAGAAAAAAGAAAAGAUCAAAUGCAUACAGAAAAGAUCACUGGAAAAGGGUUUGCUGCAGCAGCCUGUGAAGGAAAAGGAAGUACAAGCUCUUCAGCAGAAACAGGAGGAGGAAGGCCUCCUAAACAUCCUUAGAAACCAGGUUGCAGUUGUGGCAGAAUUUGACCCUGUGAGAAUAAUGAAUGACACAGAAGCAUCAAAGGCAAUACUUGGGACCAGCGCAGAUGAAGCGUUUGUUCUUCAAAGGCCACUUUUUUAAAUUUGCACACAUACAGUGAAAAUCAG